AUGGUGCUACUCCUCAUCUCCAUUCGAUGCGAGCUUGAGAAUCUAACCAAACUGCGGCCUGGGUCAGAUGAUUUUACAUACUACAUGAAACUCAGAUGUUCCUGUGGCGAAGUGAGUGCGAAAGAGUCGUCGGUGACUAAAGGGGAGGAGUACGAGAUGAAAGGCAGCCGCGGCACUGCCAAUCUCGUUCAGAAGUGCAAUCUCUGCAGCCGCGUGGGAUCUAUUUCAUUAGUAGAAGGGCAUGGUAAACCCUUCACUGCAGAAGAUUGUGAGAACAGGAAGUUCGUCCCUCUAGUUUGCCUGGACUGCAGAGGAAUGGAGCCAGUGGAAUUUAUUCCCAAGGACUGCUGGCAUGCGGAGGGGGCAGAGUCUGGUACCAAGUUUGAAGACAUUGACUUGAGCGAUCAGGAGUUCUCAGACUAUGACGAGAAGGCAGGAGAGUCUGUGAGCAUCCUCAAUUUUGAGUCUCAAAUAAAGGUGAUGAAGAAGUAG
Closterium sp. Yama58-4 is the source of this 492-nucleotide messenger RNA. Lineage: Eukaryota; Viridiplantae; Streptophyta; Zygnematophyceae; Desmidiales; Closteriaceae. The record is from the annotation of a GenBank genome assembly.